Necator americanus (New World hookworm) is the source of this 1359-nucleotide messenger RNA. RefSeq lists its product as uncharacterized. The record is from RefSeq and is a predicted model, not a curated record. Gene Ontology annotation, cellular component: nucleus; cytoplasm. Bases 1 to 1359 code for a protein of 452 amino acids. The transcript has 14 exons. NCBI's taxonomy places the organism in Eukaryota, Metazoa, Nematoda, Chromadorea, Rhabditida, Ancylostomatidae. Gene Ontology annotation, molecular function: zinc ion binding.
AUGGCUGGAAAUGCUGAAGAUAUCAGAAACGCUCUCAUCGGCGAUGCUCCUGAGGUUACACCGGUUGAAAUCGAAUCUCUUUGCAUGAACUGUGAACAGAAUGGUGUUACUCGUCUUUUGUGUACUUCAAUUCCGUACUACAAAUCCAUUAUCGUAAUGUCAUUUGAAUGUCCUCAUUGUGGCUUCAGGAACAACGAAAUUCAAAGUGGGGAAGCCGUGCAGGAACAUGGAACCGAAAUUGUUCUCCGAGUUUCGGAGGAAGAUGAUCUCCGCCGACAGCUAGUGAAAUCCGAGUAUGCUUCAAUAGAAGUUCCAGAGCUCGAACUUGUGAUUCCUGCUAAAACACAACCGGGAGAAGUUACAACUGUAGAAGGAGUGCUAGAGCGAGUGCAUACCGGUCUAUCACAAGGCCAGGAUACACGAAGAAAGAUGGACCCUGAAGGUGCUAUUAAAAUAGACGACUUCCUUGUUAAGCUUCAAAAAUGCAUUGAACUGACUGAGAAGUGGACUCUGAAACUGCACGAUCCAACUGGGAACUGUUUUAUUCAAAAUCCUGAUCCUCGUCAUGUUGACCCACGUUGCAUUGUUUCGCACUAUCAUAGGAAUAUUGAAGAAAGGAAACUUCUUGGACUAACCGAUGAUGAUCUAGAAGAUGACGAGCGUGCUCCAGAAUGGAAGUCUUAUGACGAUGUUAAAAAAGAGGUCCUUCAUUUUCCCGUAGAUUGUCCCAAUUGUGGAGCACAUACAGAAGUGUUGAUGAAGCCGACAGAUAUUCCUUACUUCCAAACCGUCAUUAUCAUGGCGUUGGCAUGCGAGAACUGUGGUCACAAGACGAAUGAAGUGAAAAGCGGUGGUCCUAUCAAGGAACAAGGGUGCCGCCUAUCCAUCACUAUCAAGGAAGAUGUCGACCUAGCUCGAGACGUUCUGAAGUCUGAUACAUGCUCUAUGCGGAUUCCUGAACUUGAUUUGGAGGUUGGAAGUGGUGCACUGUGCAGUCGUUUCACCACAGUUGAAGGUCUCUUAUCGGCCACUCGCGACCAGUUAUCCACCCAAUCAUCAUUCUUUAUGGGUGACAGUGCAUCGAGCAACGAGCGAAGUCAAAUAGUAAAAUUGAUGGAGGAGUUUGAUGAUAUUCUUUCCUUGAAGAAAGUUGUAACUUUGGUUUUGGAUGACCCCGCUGGCAAUAGCUAUAUUCAGAGUUUGAAUGCACCACUCGAAGAUCCUCGUCUGACGAAAGAAUUCUAUGAGCGGACAUUUGAACAAAACGAUGAGCUGGGCUUGAAUGACAUGAAAGUAGAAAACUAUGGAGACCUCGAAACUUUGCAAGAAGAACUCGCUGGGGAAACUGCUGCAAGUUGA